CGACGAGAUGCGCACCGGAUGUUCGCUGCUGGUGGCUGUGUUGGCUGUGCUGCUAGGCAGCAGCACGGCCUAUUUCAAGCCAGACCUUCAAUCCGCCUACAACUUCACCGUUCUCAAGACGUACAACAAGUCGACGCUGUACCGCAUUGAAGCCAACUCCAGUUACGACAACGCGCCCCUCCUCGUCGACCUGCAUGGUAGCCGCUAUGAAAUGGGCUAUGCUUAUGGUGCCAUGAUGGCCGAUGAAGUCAUGUUCGUCUACAACGCCUUUCUCGACUCCCUGUUGAGCUCAUUCAUCAACAGCACCAUGGGUCUUGAUGUUGCCAAGGACAUUAUCGGUGCCAUCUGUGAUUGGCAGGCCAAGCGCGACCUCUUUACCGAACUCCCUGCAGUUUACCAACAGGAACUCGCCGGUAUCACCGCUGCUGGCAACGAUCACGGACAGCCCGACCUGGGCAAAGCCAUCGAGCGCGUCCUGGUCCUAGCCAACAUGCCUGGUGACAUUCCCGACUUUAUCUACGUUCUCAUCCGAGAGUACUUUGGCGAUGCCGUCGCGGACGCCAUUGGCAAACCCGUUCCCAGUCACGUGGCCUUCCGCGGCCGUAACCUGGACUGGACCAAGGAUAGCGGCAUGAACCGCUACAAGCUUGUCACGGUCUUCCACCCCGAGGAUGGCUUUGCGCAUGCUACCGUUGGCUUUGCGCCCAUGUGGGGUGCCAUCACUGGUAUGUCUUCCCAGGGCAUCACGGUGCACGAGGCCAACCUCGAGGAGAACCGCAUCACCUUUGACGGCUUCCCAUGGGCGCUUCGUCUGCGCUAUAUCAUGGAAAAUGCCCGCAACCUGACCGAGGCCAAAGCCCUCUGGGAGGCCACCAACAACACUGUUGGUUUUAAUCACAUGGUGGGAAGUGCUUCUGACUCUCUCAUCCAAGGCCGCCCUGCUGCUCUGGUUAUGGAGACCAUGCACAACUACACGGCCUUCUUCCACGACAACGAUCCUCGCGAGAUCAACGCCACGAUUGAUAUUAAGAACAAGACUUAUGUCAUUGGCGAGGCGAUUCCUGAUGCUGUCUGGCGCACCAACCAUGGCUACGACCCUGAAAUCCGUGAGCACUUUGAGUGGAGCAUGUCACCCUCCUCGAGCACCGUCUUCCGUUACUUUAUCAUCCAUGACGCUCUGAAGCAGUAUGAGGCUGAAGGCCAAGAGAUUUCCUUGGCCCAAAUGGUGAACAUUACGGCUGUUGUAGGUAACAAGGGCGAUACGCGCGACGAAUUUUACACGUGUGCCGACACCACGGCUGGCUCGAACGUGGUUUCCGUGGCCUUUGCCCCCAACUCGCUUACCAUGGCGGCGGCUUGGGAGCGAAGCACUGGUGACAACUGGCGCCCAGCGAGCUGCUCGACUUAUAUCGAGCUGAACAUGAACAUUUGGUUUUGAAGCCAAUCCAUGUAGCACUCGACCUUGCUCUUUGCUUCUUUUUGGUUUAUGUUUUCGAGCGCUAGUCUCCGCGCUCUUCGACUCGUUGAUGAUACGAAAUUGAGCUUGACAC
Messenger RNA from Monosiga brevicollis MX1, 1550 nucleotides. RefSeq lists its product as uncharacterized. NCBI's taxonomy places the organism in Eukaryota, Choanoflagellata, Craspedida, Salpingoecidae. The coding region runs from base 8 to 1438 and encodes 476 amino acids. The record is from RefSeq and is a predicted model, not a curated record. The transcript is spliced from 10 exons.